Molecule: messenger RNA, 1492 nt
Organism: Rubroshorea leprosula
Lineage: Eukaryota; Viridiplantae; Streptophyta; Magnoliopsida; Malvales; Dipterocarpaceae
Source: the annotation of a GenBank genome assembly
AUACUUAAACAUAAAGAGUUAUUUGUACCUAAAUAUUACAAUAGCAAUAACCAUAAGGGCAUGAUAAAGCUACAAAUGAAGGAAGAAAGUCAUUGUGAGCAUUAAGUUACUAGACAUUUUGAAUUUCUAUGUCAGCUUUCUUGGAGAGGGUAGGUAUUUAGACUAAUAAUAAUCACUUCCCACUUAUAGCCUUACCACAUUCAUGGUGUGAUUAUCUUGGGUUUGACCGUGAAACAGAUAAUGUUUGAGCCGGAAUUUUGAAGAAAAAUGGCAGAAUCAAACUUAUGUGAAGAAAUUUGCAAAAAGGGGAAUGUGCAAAAAGGGAAAACAUUCUCCUAUUGGGGCCUAAUUGCAUCAAGACCCAAUUCAAAAUCAUACAAAAGCCCGAUCCAUAUACAAAUCUGACCCAAGCCAUUUUUGAAGAAAAACCCUAGCAACCUAAAGAGUGAGGAAGCCACACAAGCGGAUCAGGAUUUGAAAAGGUGGAUUUGGCAGUAAAAAAGGAAAUCCCUGAAAAAUCUUCUAUAACCAGUUAGCCUCUCCCAAGUGAGAAAGUAUGGGGUAUCACCAGGAUACCACGUCAGUGGUAUGGUAUCCCAAUUCAAUUAAAAACCACCGCAUCAACCUUUUUUUACAUCUCAUCAAUUACCAAACAGAGAGGCAAACAAACACCAAAUCUAAAUUUAACUCACGGUAAAUUAACUCAUGGCAAAUCCUUUCAAAAUAAAGUUUUCAACAGACUCUCUUUUUAGCAUCUCUCAAGCCCUUCCUUCAACGCAAAGAAGUUGAUUUCGUUUCAUACCAACCGGUAUGGUCGAUACAUAUCAGUUUUUUCAUUAAUCCGAAAUGGUACAAGGUUCAAUUCUGUUUCGGUCAAAUUUCACCCAUUUUAGUCAAAUUUAAUGUACCGGCUGGAACAUUGAAAAUUGGCCGGUACAAAUGAAUUCAAAUUUAAAAAAGGGCAAAUUCCAUUUUUGGUCCUUAACUUUAAUGUUUUACAUAAUUUUCAUCCUUUAACUUUUUUAUGUACUUUUUUAGUUGAUCAACUAUGAAAAAUGUAUUUUUUUAGUCUUUCUGUCAGUUACUCUGUUAAGUUUGUCUAAAUAUAUACAUUUUUAGUCCCUUAACUUAAAGUGAAAAGAUGAAAAAUAUGCAUAUGUUAGAGUUGAGGGACUAAAAAUGUGUAUUUUUUUAUCCCUUUUAACAAUUUCAAAUUUAGACUUCUAGUUCUCAAUGCUCACCGGAUGUUGCUCUCCCUUCUCAAUAAUAUUUUGGUUUGUCUUUUGCAUUCUUGUUAUACUUAAAAGACAUGAUUCCUUCCCUUGUGGAAGCAUUUUGUAUUGUAAAUUGUAUAAUAUUAAAUCUAAAACACUGUUAUGCUUUCUAAUAUUAUCUUAAUGUUCGAAAAAAAAGAAAAAAAUUAUGGAUGUUUUAUAAAGUUGGCCAUUUUAAACUUGUUUUCAAUUUAUAGGAAUAUAAUGAUUCUAAACAU